Molecule: messenger RNA, 1311 nt
Organism: Perca flavescens (yellow perch)
Lineage: Eukaryota; Metazoa; Chordata; Actinopteri; Perciformes; Percidae
Gene: tbca
Product: tubulin cofactor a
Exons: 4
Coding region: 139-465 (108 amino acids)
Biological process (GO): post-chaperonin tubulin folding pathway; tubulin complex assembly
Cellular component (GO): microtubule cytoskeleton; cytosol
Molecular function (GO): beta-tubulin binding
Source: RefSeq, a predicted model, not a curated record
CUCGAUAAUCAUCCGCUCCUAGAGAUCGAUUUAUCUGCGAGCAGCUGGUCAUCACUGACUUCCUUUCAGCACACCGUUCACAGUUAGCAGUUAGCCACCGCACGUUACAACUGCGUACAUUAGCCACAAUCUACAGCCAUGGCAGAUCCAAGAAUACGGCAAAUUAAGAUAAAAACUGGCAUCGUUAAGAGGCUGGUGAAAGAGGAGAUUUCGUACAAAAAAGAGCUAAGCCAGCAGGAGGAGAAGGUUGAGCGCCUCAAAGCAGAGGCAGGAUGUGAGUAUGUCAUCAAGAAACAGGUGGAGGUAUUGCAGGAGGCCAGAAUGAUGAUCCCAGACUGCAAACGCCGUUUGACCAUAGCACACGGGGAUCUGCUUCAGUUAUUAGAAGCAGAAGAGGAUUUGGGUGAAUCGGAGGAGUACAAAGAGGCUAGAAGCGUAUUGGACUCAGUGAAGCUUGAAGGAUGAUUUCUGAUCUGUUUCUGUUCUCACUGUGAGAUUCACUUGCUUUAAAUGUCCAUUCCUUUCGUCAGGCCCUGUUUGGAACCGCGGAGGCAAACUGAAUCCAUUCACAGUGUCUGUUCUUGAUGUAAUUAUUUCUGUUUACUGUUAACGUGCCACCACAUUUGAUCACAGUCCUGUGUGUAAAAUCCAACAAGAACACAGUGAAACAUUCAGUUGAUUACAGCAGAGGAGUAGAGGCUUUUUCUAAAAAAAAAAAAAAAUCGUCAUACUAAUACACAAUUUGGACUUCAAAGACAUUAUUAAAUACACACGUGUUUGUCUUUUCUGCAACUAUAAUCACUUUCCAUGGUGUGGGUCCAAUGCUGGAUGGAUUUGAAGUAUGAAGGCUUUACACUGGUGACUAUUGUAAAUGGUGAAAAACUGGGAUCACUUUAGUGGUUUUAUGAAGUGACAGUUUAUCUUAAAACUUUUCAGACACAUUUUGCAUUCCUUUUUAUAUGUGUCUGAGUUGCUUAACCCCCGCAGGACUUAAUGAAGAUGCAUCCCAGAAUACUAACCAAAGCUGCAGGUAAUGAUUAUUUCAAUGAUGGGUUAUUCUUUCGAUAAAUUGCUUGGUUUGUGAAAUAUCAGAAAACAAGUGAAAAAAAACAAACAAGUUUCCUCAGCUUGUGUUCUAUGUGCAAAACAUAUUUGACUUUCAACGAUGUAAAACUACUUGACAAGCAGCAAAUUAUCAUAUUUGAGAAACUGAAAUCAGUGAAUGUUUUAAAGAUUAUCAAAAUUGUUGGAUUGUCCUUUUCUUUCAACCUGCUAAUCGAUUAAUAAACUGAUUUCUGGUUUCAGCCCUAA